UGGGUCAUGUUUCCCAGUCAACAGUCUCAGUUUUAAUUUGUCCGUGCACAGUGCAUCGUUAACUUCGCAAUGAUUUUGCUCUUGCUGGUGGUUGCAGUAGGUUAUCUUAUCUACCGCUGGAGCGUGGCAACCUUCGACUACUUUGAAAAGUUGAAUGUACCGUUUCUCAAACCGUAUCCCUUCUUUGGGGCACUAUGGCCGUCCUUAAAAGGAGAAAAAUCUCCAACGGAUGCCACGGCGGAGGGAUAUCGGCUGUUCCCGGGAAAUCGUUUCUCAGGAUUCUUCUCAUUCCGCGAGCCAGGAUAUCUGAUUCAUGAUCCAGAGCUGAUCAAGCAAAUUGCCAUUCGGGAUUUCGAUCACUUUACGGAUCAUGCAAAUAACGUGCCUUUGGAAGUAGAUCCCUUUUUGGGAAGAGGACUAUUUUUCACCGGUGGACAACGAUGGAAACAUGGUCGAACGGCACUCAGCCCGGCAUUCACUGGAAGUAAAAUGCGGAAUAUGUUUCAAUUGCUGAGCAGUUAUACCGAUGGCGCGAUGAAACGCUUGGUGAAAGAUGCAGCUGGAGGAAAACUGGAGAGAGAAAUGAAGGAUUUGUUUCAAAGAUUGGGAAAUGAUGUGAUGACAUCGAUUUCCUUAGGCUUUGACACUGACUCCGUUCAUGAUCCGGACAACGAGUUCUUUCAGUAUGGAAAGCGUUUGUCAAGGACCUCGGGCUUACAAGGACUACGGUUUUUCGUAUUGACGCUCCUACCGGAAAAUAUAUUGAAAGUAAUUGGGAUACGGAUUAUUCCUUCGGACAUUGCGAAUUUCUAUAACGAAGUUGUUAUAAAAGUUAUAAAAGAGCGCUUGGAGAAGAACAUUGUUCGACCGGAUUUCAUUCAUCUUAUGUUGCAAGCUCGGAAAAAUGAGUUGAAAGCUGAUAAAACAGACGAAUUUCUGAACGACGCAGGCUUCUCAACAGUCAAAGAACAUUUACAAUCCUCAGCGAAAAAUCAGAUCGAGUGGUCUGACUACGAUAUUGCAGCUACUUCGGCGUCGUUCUUUUUUGGCGGAAUUGAGUCUACAACCACUUUGGUGUGUUUCGCCUUAUAUGAAAUAGCUUUGAACCAUGAUGUUCAACAGAAGCUGAGAGCUGAGGUCGAUGCGACUAAACUUUCACUUGGGGAUGCUAAACUGACUUACGAAUCGAUGCAGCAAAUGAAAUACAUGGAUAUGGUGAUCACUGAAACACUAAGGAAAUGGCCUCCAUUUGGAGUCACCAACCGGCGUUGCACGAAGGCUUAUAGUUUAGAAAACGCCAACGGCACCAAGGUAACGGUACAUAAAGGCCAAGUAAUAUUCAUCCCGAUCUACGAAAUCCAACGAGAUGCGCAGUACUACCCGAACCCAGAAAGAUUUGAUCCGGAGCGGUUUUCCGAUCAAAAUCGGGGCAACCUCAACCAGGACACAUACCUUCCCUUUGGAAUUGGACCACGGAACUGUAUCGGGUCGAGAUUAACUCUGAUGCAGGCCAAGUGUUAUCUGUUUUACAUGUUGACGUGCUUUGAAAUUCAGUUGUCUACAAAGACCGAUGUGCCGAUGCAGCUGGAUGCGCGUUCCUCUGCACUCAACGCCAAAAAUGGGUUUUGGAUGCAAUUGAUUCCACGAGGUGUAUAAGAAAUUUGCUAAUUUAAAUACGCAAUUUUUAUUCGAAUUAUAAUACUUACCAUCAAACAGGAAGUAUCUGAAAUGAACAGAAAUAAGCAUUUAUUAAGUGGUUUCAAAAACAAGAAAAAAUGAUACAGGCUGUCGAAAAACAGGAAUAAUAAACAAUUUAAGAUAAAGUUUAAUAAGCUUUCGAACAUUCAAAUAAACGAUUUAAAAACUA
Messenger RNA from Aedes aegypti (yellow fever mosquito), 1867 nucleotides. Its product is annotated as cytochrome P450 9e2. The transcript is spliced from 2 exons. The coding region runs from base 70 to 1656 and encodes 528 amino acids. Gene Ontology annotation, molecular function: oxidoreductase activity, acting on paired donors, with incorporation or reduction of molecular oxygen; monooxygenase activity; heme binding. The record is from RefSeq and is a predicted model, not a curated record. NCBI's taxonomy places the organism in Eukaryota, Metazoa, Arthropoda, Insecta, Diptera, Culicidae.